UUGUCAAAAUCACGUUUUACAUCAUAAAAUCGUAAGAUUUUACGAUUCUAUGUAUGCAUUUCGUGUAAAAUCGAUAUUAAAAUCGGAAUUUCAUAAAAUCGGAUAUAAAAUCGUAAAAUCGCGAUUUUUUUGUAAAAUCGUUUGAAAUCUCGAUUUUACAGGGGAGGGAGAGAUUUUGGACUGCUGCAGUGCCGCUGCUCACUGUUGCUGCUCAGUGCUACUGUUCACAGCUCAGGCAAAUAAUUCCUCCUUUCUCAGACUCCCCUUAUUUGGUGAUGAUCGGUUUUGGUGAUGGUGAUGAUCGGAGAUGAGGAACGGUUGUGGAAUCCGAAGAUGAAGAAAGAAGAAGGACGCACAGUCUAAGGGUGUGCACUGUGCGGCCAUUGGCUACCCAAAACUUUCAGAUCUGAGAUUGGUCUUUUUUUUUUUUUUUUUUUUUUUGGUUCUGUGGUGAUCGAUGAUGAUGAUAUCGGAGAAAGAUGGAGAAGCCAUAGAUGGAGGUGAUAGUAAGGUCUGUUAUGAGGUGGAGAAAGAUUUAUUGGAGAUGGAGAUCGAAGGAGGUCAUGGUUGAAAUUGGGAGUCCAGAAGGGAGAAGGAUCGGGACGAGAGGUGUUUUUUUUGUUUGUCGUCCCCCCUUUCGUUUGGUCUUCUUCUCCACCCAACAGCAGCCCACCCCAUCCCUACAACUUCUCUACCCAAUAGCCGGCCUCUCUCCACGCAAUUUCUUCUUGUUCUCCACCCAACAGUCGGCCUUUCUCCAUGCAAGAUCUGCUUCUUCUUCUUCACCGAGUAGCCGGCCUUUCUCUGUGCCUAACAGUUGGCCUCUCUCCAUGCAAGUUCUUCUUGUUCUUCGCCCAAUAGCCGACCUUUCUCCAUGCAAGAUCUGCUUCUUCUUCUUUGCCGAGCAGCUGGCCUGGCCUCUCUCUGUGCAAGACCUUCUUGUUCUCUGCUCAACGACAGGUCGUGCAAGAUCUUCUUCUUCUCCGCGCAACAGCAGCCCACCCAAUCCUUAGAACUUUCCCAAGCAAUCUCUAGUCCCAUUCCACAAAUUGGGGGCCGAAAUCCCUAGAAUUUUCACUGCCAAUAUCUUCCCUAUUACUUCGAUCUUGAUCUUCUUCUUCUCUUCUUUGGUGCUAUUGAAGAAAGGCCAUAACACUUC
Molecule: messenger RNA, 1159 nt
Organism: Rubroshorea leprosula
Lineage: Eukaryota; Viridiplantae; Streptophyta; Magnoliopsida; Malvales; Dipterocarpaceae
Source: the annotation of a GenBank genome assembly